GAGUUUCUUGCGAGAAAAAACUGAAAGCGCUUACAAGAAGGAGUCAUGUGAGCUUAGACACUUUUUUCCACUUGUGUCCCUCGAGGGAGCACCGGUCCUCGGCCUUCCAUGAACCCUUCACUCAGCAAAUUCAGGAAGUGUGACACGGUCACUUGCACCAAGCGGUCCCGGAAUUCCUUGUAUGGAAUCACUGUCGUCAUUUUUGUCGUCUUUUUUUGUUGACGCGCCUUCUCUCGAUUUCGUUGUCCGUUUUGUCCACGUAUACUCUCGCAGUCUCCCUCCCCCCACUUGCUCGGAUUGGUGUUGUCUCGGAGCACAAGCGAUGCAACGCUGGUCUGUUAGCUGCGGCUACCUGUGUCGUUUUUUCGUGGCGCAUUUUCUCCAUCACUUCCCCUUGCUUUUCGUACUGGUUCUCUUCCUCGUUUUCCCGUAGAAAAGAAGCAAGACAACGCAGGUCUUGAGCUUGCGAGGGGCUCCGUGCCCGACAGAUCCGUGGAACUGGAUACAGCGAAAACCGGAGAGACACAUGACUGAACCGGCUGUGUUGCGUAUCGAACUGUUGAGUGGAUUCAUUUCAGGUGUAUGUACUGAUAAUCGGCCAUGAUGUCCCGUCGAUUAGUGAGCGCCGUGGGAUUCCAUCAGUCAGUCUGAUUCCGCCUAUGUGUGCAUGGAAGCGUUUGCUUUUCUUGCGGGCAGCUUCUGUUUUGCACAUUGUGGAGAGGAAUGAACCCUCAACUCUAUGUUCAUAGCAGAGAAUUCGACAUGGAACGCAGUGACUCAGCCGUCAGUGACAAAAGUCCUUGUCGGCCCAUGGGGAAUGCCUGUGGCCUUCGUAAGGGAUAUUAAUGAAAGAUCUGGCGGCGGUAACCUUCGUUGUAUUCUCCACGGGGAAGACCUUCCCCUCUUGGUUGUUAGCUUUCGGUGCCGAUUGAUGCAGAAGUGGCUGUCUCAUUCAAAAUAAGGUCUUUGUCCGCGGCCUGCCUCCGAGUUUUUGCUCUAGCGGUUGUGUGUUUCGACGACUCCUUGCCCCGAUGUCUGACCCUGCCGUUGGUCGUCGCGUAGACGCAGAAGGGGCGGCUUCGCAAGAGCCGUCACUAUCCAGGUCGAUAGAGCCAUGGAAUCUGUCUCCUGCGCAGAAUCCAGUUCCCUCGCAGUCUAUUCCACUAGGCAGCCAACAGCUUUUCAGCCUCCGUCCGAGUACAGCUGGAGCCCCGGUAGCUGGGAUUUCAUCUCCGGCCGUUGGCGCUGGUGCAUCGGCGCAGCAGCUUCAGCACCUGCGGAGACUACAAGAGCUCCAGCACCAGCAGCUUCGGCUGCAGCAACAAGGUUGUCACUCCCGUGGAGCGUCGAUGGCUGCUCGGUUUUCUGAGAAAGAAGCUCAAAGAGCCGCCAGUGAAUCUCAGUUUCCUGUAUCCAUGCCUCGCAUAGCCAUAGGGGGGCCACUUUCGCAAAAUCCUUCUCAGAUGGCUUCCAAUACCUCCGUUCAUAGUGGGGCCGCAAUUACCACAGUGUCUGCAGCGACCCACACUCACGAGGGAUCGAGUGUUCAGUCGCCGUUUCUUCCCCAUCAGCCUUGCUCGCCGGUAUCCAUGUCUUCGGUUUCUUCUGCAGAGGAAGAAACGACUUCCUGGGGCCAUGGCCGCAGGCAGGGAUCCGCCUCUGUUCCUACGGCAAUUCCUGGUGCCCUCAAUGCUGCACAGGAAAGCCGCGGGUCCUCACAGAGUUUCACUGCGAACUGUGCGGGGGCUUUCACUAUCUCACCAUCGCAGCCAUCUAACUGCCUCACCCACGCCACACCCGGAGGCGUACAGAUGCAUGUUGCCGGAGGUAAUGGAGCCUCUAGAGUUUCUCCCGUCCUUUCGGGUAUCAGUGCCUUCACGCAGGCAGCCGGAGCAAGUCAAAACGUGGCAACGCCCCCACCAUCGCUUCUGCCACAACUUACAGCAGAGGGAACCCAGCAGUUGGGAUCUUCUCAGCACUGGGCUGUCCAGCAGCUGCUGAAAGGUAUGAAGCUCCAGGGGGAAUCUGCGCCUGCACUGGAGAAGAUUUUGAUGGGAACCGAUCUUGGAAUUCUCCCGACAAGAGAGCCUGUCGGGCGACCGGGUCUCUUCUCUUCAAGGAGUGUCGCUGAAACCUCUGGGUUCUCUUCAUGCGGGCAAAUGAUUGGGAACAUCGCCGCCCCACUGGCUGCCGGUCGGGACGUCUUCGGCCGACAGAUAGGUGGAGCUGCGGCCCUGCCAGGCGCCUCUCCAGGAGCUGAGCUUCACCCCAACCUUUUCAUUCAGUUGCAGGAACGGCAGUACAAAAUAGCUGCUGCGCCGAACGCCGUGAAAACUGGAAUGGGUGAGUCCACAGAUGGAACGCACCUUUUUGCGCCCAGUGCACAGUUACCGAAUUGGGCAUCCCGCAGCGCAUCUACGCCGCGUCCCGGUUCAGCUGCCGGACCCGGGGCAAACGCUGAGAGGCUCCAAGCUCAUCAGAUCCUCCAGCGUGGCGUUGAGUCAAUGCAGGGCGUGACGGAAACCCCGACCGCUCCUGGAAAGUCGCCGAGAGCGCGCUUAGCAGCAGUCGCCGGCACCCAGAGAGGAGGAGCAGCGCAGUUUCUGAAGCCUCCGGUCGUUGUGUCAUCACGGAUGACAGAGAAAGGACAAUCAAAGUUCCUUCAGAAGAGCCGAAGCAUAGGAUCGAGACUCGCGAAGGACGGAAGCAGCAGUAGAAGAGGCGGGUCCGCCCACAUGCGUGCAGGCGAAGAUACAAGUGUUGCUGCUACUGGGGUAGGGAAACCCGUACAAACACCCGAGCGUCUUCCACUCCGAUCCUCGGGAGUGACUCUUCGUGAGACAGACGGUCGCUUGCCCUCAUCCCUCGAAGGUCUGAAGCAGCUCCAGCACAGUGUGAAUCAGGAAAUUCUUUUGCGACAGCAGGAACGGUUGCGCCAAGACGAGGCGUCUUCAAGCAAGGCUUUCGCGCAUGUGGAAAAGGGAGCAGUCUCAGCGACCGGGAGACUCCGAGACUUCAUGGUAUGGCCUCCGGGCGUGGCUGGAUCGCUGACCUCAAGGCGGCGUGUGACCCUCUUUGGGAAGACGCUUUCUCCUUCCUUCCUACCAAAGGGCGUGGAGCCUGCUUCUGUCCGAAGACUCCUGAGUGACGCAGUAGUUCCCAGCCAAGCUCAUGGAGACAGCCACCGCUUUAGGUCAGAGACAUCCGAAUUGGCAACUCCUGGAGAGGGAUCCAAGAAUGAAUCCAGUGCAAAGAAAUUAUCGUCUUGUAAAAGUACUGCCAGUGGGACAGCAGGUGGCCUGUUGUGCGAGGCAAAGACAGGCGAAACCGCCGUCGGACUGAAGGAAGGUGAACAGGAACCUGGAUCCGCACCGUGGCAUGCCGUCUUAGAGAAUUUGACUGUCAGUGGAUUUCUGGCUUACUGGUAUUCCAGACAGCAUGUCGCGGCUGGGCUGUACCGACAGCUGCAUCAAAUGGAAGAGGUCGAGAAACGGCUCGAGGAGCAUGUUUCUGGAGGGUGUGAAUUACACAGCAACUUGUUUUUCUUUUCCCUCUUUCCGGAGGCCUUCUCGAAUAGCCACUUCCAACGUAACCUUCGCUAUUUUCCGCAGUACACUAUAUCUCAUGAUCUGGCGGCUGCGGCCGAUCUCAGACCUCUUAGUCAGUACGGAGACACGAGUAUCUCAGUCGUUGCUGCUGCGACAAAGGACCGCACGGCUUUUAAGGUUCAUCAGGAGCAGUCAGAACAAACCUGCAUUCAGGAAAACCGAGACACGCUUGCGGAUGGACAGAUGCAGGGACUGGAAAAGGCUGUUGGGCAUUCCCGCCUUAAUGGGUCAUCGGUCACCCCACCCACGAGGCAAACUGAAGCUUCAGACAUCCGUGGAAGCCAAGACAGGGACGGCAGUGCAGAACAGCACGAAACGAGUGUGACGCCUUCGUUUUCGGCGAGAUGUGCUGACUACCCGUCCACUCUUACCAAGGGCAGAGACGCGUGUGGGCGUGACACGGGCGUACCGGUAGCAGAAGCGCACUAUCUGCCAACAACACCCUCAUGGGGUGGCAGCCAGCUCCGCGAGGAUCUUGAACAAGUUGAACAGCUAAUCCAGGCAGCCCAAUUGCUCUUGCAAGAAGCUGGAGAGGUGCAGGAACAGCAGGUAGAGAGUGGGAAGCGCACUGGUCGUCUCGAACGCGAAGAAGAUGUACCUCUGCUUGUUGCCGCUCUGCCGCGUUCAUUCGAGGCGAUGCAGCAAGAACGUCAGCCCGAACAACUGGCCUUCCUUGCAGCCAGAAAGAUGCUUCCUCUCUCUGCAUGGAAGGGACAAGACCGUCGAAGCUUCAAGUCAGUUAUUCCAUUCGCAGCUCGCGCGCUCUUCGCAAUCUGCAUCAGCCGGUUGGAGCACCUUAUAGCUUCUCUGCAGCAAGGGGUGGCUUCCUCGAUCGCUUCCCUGGAGCUACUGCGGAACUCAUUGGUUCUGCUUCAACAAGUGGAGGAGUCCUACGCCCCGUUCAUAUACGCAAUCCCACAGCACGUGCUUUGCUGCAUAUUCAACCGUGGUGGACAAGGGCGAGACCUGCUCAAGCGGCGCCAUCAGGUGGCCGGCGACAAAGGCGAAGUUGAUAGUGGGAGUGACGCGUGCGAAGCAGAUCAGUUAGGGACACUUUCCCUGGCUCCGAACGGCGCUGGGAAAGACUUGAAUCAGCAAACUACCCGGUCCAGUAAACGAGAGGCAGACAGACAAGGUUUCGGGUUUCAGGGCUCUGUGACGAGCCGCGAUGGCGCAGAGACGUUGCGGCUAUCUGCAGACGUCGGUUCAAGCUUUGAGAACGCAGCUGACGGUAAAGCGGACCUAAAUAAGGAGGGACGAGAUAAAAGCGAUAACAAAGGGGAGGGGACGAGCAGUGAGGUGUCAGUGGUUGUUCCUACGUGGGAGCUUGGACUCCGGAUGGGUCCGCCGAUAUCUCCUGGAGAUUUUGAAGCGUAUGUGGAUGCGUUCGAGGACUACCUGCCAUUACUUGCCGUGCAGGCCACGGGUUGUGGAUCUGAUUUAACAAUUCACGAAGAAGAUCUAAAGGCAAAAAGGUGCCUGAAAGGUCGGGGUGAUGUGUCAGCGAAGAGGCAGAGAACGGAAAGUAGAACCUCGGAAGUCGACGGGGUCACAGAGAAAAUCGACGCAAAUUGCAGCAGCUCCAACUAUCACGAAACUGCGGUGGGACAGGUGUACAGUCCUCGACCGAAAAAGACUCCGCGUGUGCCAAAUCGCGGAAAUGAAUUUGAAGACAUGCGGAAACCUCCGCAGGAUGAGAGUGGAAAUCGGCAAGCGAAAUCCAGCGAAGGAACCGAAGCCUCAUUUGCAAACGGCUACCAGCGUAAGUCGCCUACAGGUGGGGGGCGCGUCACGCCAAUAACCGGGGAGCAUUCACGUGCGGCAGCGGGUUCAGGUUCUCGUCAAUCUUCUUGCUCUCUUCCAACCGCGUCAUCGACGUUCUCCCCUUCUGUUGAAGUGUCGGAACGGGACGCCGGGGAUGGAGCUGAUAAAGCAAUGUGCAGAGAAACUUCCAAUGUGGUUCAGCAUUUCUAAGCGGGUGUCGAGCCUGUGAGGUGCGAGAGGGGUAAGAAUCAAUCGGCUGCCGGAAGGGUCACUUUUUUUCAGUGUCCAUGGUCGAAGCAGGUGCAAAACACCGAUGAUUCAGAAAAAGCAUGUUGCCAGUUCUGCGGGCAUCCUUUCUGGUUCGCGUGUUCUCGUUUCGCUGUUCCCAUUACGCGGCAGCACUCGUGCAUCCUGCACCCCUCGAGGAGCUGAAAGGACAAGAAAAGAAGAAUGAACCGUGACGCGGGGCCCACGCAUAGGCCUAAAGCUGAAGAGAAGAGGAAAACGAAACUGAGAGGAGGGGAAGCUCUCCUUUUGUGACUGAGUAUGCGUUUGUCGAAAACGCCUAUCUAGAGCUGGAAUUGGUUUCACAGACUCUCUGGAGGGGUUUUGUGGCCAGAGACCGUAGACCAGUAUGUCGUGGGGGCAGGAUGUCGUUGGGAAGUCUCCACGAGUAUGUGUGCGGUUGUCUCACCAAUACCGAAAUGGGCUUGUUACGGUGAUGUGCCGAACUCUUGUCAAAAAUCCGUAUCAGUCAGCUGGUUUGCUGAAUCCAUAGUUUGGUUGUAGAGGAAAUGUGGACCCUGUUGCCGCACAAGGAAAGCCUGAUUCUAGCUAGGCGGCACUCCGGAUGACUCCACACAGCCCAUUUCAGGAUGAAUAUCUGUGUCGACUCCGGCUACGAGCAACAGAAGAACUCCAAACGACACUUCAGGCGGUUGUACUUUCUGCAAAUUCUUCGUGUGAACGAGCGUUCUGCGUUACAAAGCGCCACGAAGAGUGUUUGCCUGUGACACCAUGAGCACUGGUGACGUGAGUGUGACCGCUACUUGCAUCAUUGCUUGAAGCACGUUCGGACGUCGGUUAAUUGCCGAAGCCUUCAACAGUAUUGCGCAAAGGUUCGCCAAAGCCCAUAUCUUUCCUGCUAAUUCACGGGUUACUUUUGAGGACCUCUUGAGGGAGCGGCAGCGUCGGUUUGUCACUUCCUUAACUGGAGGCUAUCGCAGAAGCCGUCUCAUUGAGCAAGCAUUUGACAAUGUCAGGUCCGCCUCACGACCAAAAUACCAAAGCCUGCUGAUAAACACAGACAAGUCAUCCUAACGCUAGUUCAGGUCCACCG
Toxoplasma gondii ME49 is the source of this 6711-nucleotide messenger RNA. RefSeq lists its product as hypothetical. The coding region runs from base 1032 to 5582 and encodes 1516 amino acids. The record is from RefSeq and is a predicted model, not a curated record. Lineage: Eukaryota; Apicomplexa; Conoidasida; Eucoccidiorida; Sarcocystidae. The transcript is spliced from 2 exons.